Molecule: messenger RNA, 1797 nt
Organism: Elgaria multicarinata webbii
Lineage: Eukaryota; Metazoa; Chordata; Lepidosauria; Squamata; Anguidae
Gene: DDB2
Product: damage specific DNA binding protein 2
Exons: 11
Coding region: 308-1624 (438 amino acids)
Biological process (GO): DNA repair; response to UV
Cellular component (GO): nucleus; Cul4-RING E3 ubiquitin ligase complex
Molecular function (GO): damaged DNA binding; protein binding
Source: RefSeq, a predicted model, not a curated record
UGGGCCCGUGGAAAGAGAACCCGCCAAACCUACGGAUCCCGUCACAGGUUUCCCAGGUCCCGACGGAACCCGACUAGCAUUUCCCGCGUAAAGUGCUUCUUUGUUUCCUACUUGCUGCUGCUGCUGCUCCUCCUCUGCCCCGCGGGUCAGGUUACGAAACCGCCGAGGAGGAGCUUCCUUCCACAUCCUUUAUCAGUCAAGUCCUUCGGCGAGAGAGGCCUGACGAGCGAGACACUCACUCACUGCACCGUUAGAAAAGGCGAGUGUGCGCUCCAGGCCGGCCGUGGGAGUUCAGUAAUUUAACAGAAUGUCGUCUGGGAAACAGUCAAAGGACAAGAAACAUCUGGUAACAUAUGUGUGUACAUCAGAAAAAGAGGCAAAAUCAACUGGGAAAAGGAAACGAGAACGUGGAAAACUGGAAAAUGAGCCACAAGCAAAGAAAGCACUUGUGACAAAAGCUCCCAAGUAUCUGGAGAAAACUGGGCAAGCUUUCUGUGGCUCCAUGAUCCGAAACACAGGAGUGUGCUGCCAUCAGAGGGAGAUACAGAAAAACAUUGUCCAUCAUGUUUAUCAGAACAUGCUGGGUGGUAUUACUGGGACUCAGCUAAGGAAGUGUCUCCAGGUGCCCUUUGUACGUUCUCUCUACUCCUACCGCGUGUUCCAAACAAGACGUCUUUUUGAUAGGAGAGCUACGUGUUUGGAAUGGCAUCCAACGCAUCCCAGCGUACUUGCUGCAGGCUCCAAAGGUGGAGAGAUCAUGUUGUGGGACUAUGAAGUGCCUAAAAAAACCUGCUUCAUAAAAGGGAUGGGACCUGGAGGGGCCAUCACAGGAAUGAAGUUUAACCCUUUUAACCCUAGUGAGCUGUUCACAUCAUCACUUGCUGGAACUGCUGCCCUGCAGGAUUUAAGUGGGAAGACAAUCCGAGUCUUCACCAGCACCGAUGAUUGGGCUUUCUGGUACUGCAGUAUUGAUGUAUCUGCAAGUUGCCGAACUGUGGUGACAGGUGAUAACGUUGGCAACGUGGUCCUGCUUGAUAUGGAGGGUAAAAAGAUAUGGAAUCUGAAACUGCACAAAAAGAAAGUGACUCAUGUGGAGUUUAAUGCUCAUUGUGACUGGCUCCUGGCUACAGCCUCUGUGGAUCACACAGUUAAAAUUUGGGAUUUGAGAAGCAUUAAGGACAAGUCAAGUUCUCUUCAUAUACUUCCACAUGAUAAAGCUGUUAAUGCAGCUUAUUUCAGUCCAAUCAAUGGUGCUAAAUUACUGAGCACUGACCAGCACAAUGAAAUCCGGAUUUAUUCCUCUUCUGAUUGGUCCAAACCACAGCACUUGAUUCCGCAUCCUCAUCGGCACUUUCAGCACCUCACACCUAUCAAGGCAACAUGGCAUCCACGUUAUGACCUAAUUGUGGCUGGUCGUUACCCAGACCCUAAAUUCCCAGGAUACACAGCAGAUGAGCAGAGAACUAUUGACAUAUUUGAUGGAAACAGUGGGGAGAUGAUGUGUCAACUGCAUAAUCCAAAUGAAUCACUCAUUCACGUGCUCAAUAAGUUUAAUCCCGUGGGAGACACACUGGCUUCUGGAAUGGGUAUUCAUAUUCUGAUGUGGAGUCGGGAGGAGAUAUAACCAAGAAGCAGGAGCAUCAUAUGGAGGCUCUCAGAGCAGGGAAUCAGAUUCAGGAGCUUAUCUCAACAAGGAGGACGGUGGCAGAGGCACUCAAACACAGGAACAAGCAAACUCAAAACUAAACUAUUCAGUCUUGGAUUAGAGGACACUAAAACAAAGGACACAAAUUACAA